CACUCAGAGAUCUCCCUUUUUUCAUUUUCUGUAGCACUUUAUACAUGUCUCUUUGGCACCCCUUGCCAUAUUGGUUUACAGCAUUGUGUUUACAUGUCUCUUUUCCCAGUUAAGUUGUGAACUUUUUCUGAGUGGGGCCUCUUUUCAUUUCCACAGUGCCAGCACAGGACCUGAUGUCAAAUUAAGUUUGUGGAAUUGGGUUGAAAGGCUGGAGUGUGUGGAUUGAGUCUCUUCUCCAACCUCAGUGUUACUUUAUUCAAGCUUAAUUAAUGAUCUGUUCUAGUCACUUAUGAUAUUGUCCUCUGUUGUGGUCUGGUACAUGCUCAGAUUUGUCCAUGUUUUCCUCUUAUGUGGCUACCGCAUCCUUUAACCCUUGUCAUCAUACUUCUGCUGCCAUAAUGUCAGUGAGCCUUGCAGAUAGGUUACUCUCCUGCCUCCAUUUACAUUAAUCUUCAUUGUGGCACAGAUGUUAUUUAUGAUAAUUAUGUUCUGUGAACUCUCUGACAACACUAAAUUAUUGAAUAAGGAACCGUUCUCUCUGGGGGGAGGUACACAGUUGAGUUCAUGCAAGCCUCUGGUUACAAUGAUUUCAUCAGUUGAUCAUUAUAUAAUCUUGUUUUAUGUGUGUUUUGGCCUAAAGAUACCUUAUUUAAUAUGUAUAGUUGAUGCAUUAACCUUGAACUUAAAACCAGUAGCCAUGUAAUUCAUGCCUAAGGUCAGUAAAUACAGGUAUUUUCUUUGUAAGGCACAUUACUUCUUCCACUUGGGGACACUAAUGAGUGCUUUAGCAUUGUUCUUAGGGAUCAUUUUAAACAACAAAACCAGCAACAAAAAUGCAGAAAACAUGGCUCUCAAUAGAUUAUGAAAAGGAUAUUUGUGUACAAGGAUGAGAGCAGAGUGCUCCACCUCCGCUGGAAGUAUGUGCAUCAGGUGGUUCUGGUGUUUUGCCAGUGCACAUAUUUGCAAAUGACUGUGAAAGCACCUAGAGUAUUAAUUUUGGGGGUACAGAUUAGAGAGUAGAUCUGCAAACAGAAUCCAUGAAUAACAAGGAUAGGUUAUGCCCAUCUCGUGUCUCAAAUUUGUGAGCCAUUAUGAAAUUCCAUGACAUAAUUCUUGUUGGCAUAAUUCUUCUCUUAGGCAUUUUUAGCUUUCAGCUCUCUCAUUUUUACCAGCUCAGUUACCACUUGAUUCAUUUCUCAUUUUCCAAAAACUUGUUGACAUCUUUGAUUUCAUGUGUAAUUGUCUCUGCUCCCAUUUGUUUUGUUCUGUGGCUCUAUACCUUUCCUAUAAUUUUUGUGGGUUUUCCUGAGAGAAUACAGAUAACUGUAUAUGUUUAAUCAAUAAAUUCUUAACCAGAAUUUAAUUUCACACACAUCUUUAGGCAGAUGUGACACAUAUAAUAGGGGUUUAUUAAGUACUGGUUGAACAAACUAAAGAAGUGCUAUUUUAUGCAUAAGUUUAGCUAUGCUAGAUAAUACUUUACAGUGGGGUUUUUAAUAUGUCAUAAUCUACUAGGUAAGAGACUACCUCUCUUCUUAUUUUUGCUAAACUCUUUUAUUUAGUGGAACAUUGCCUGAGGAAGGUAGGGAAUGGGUUUAAAGUAAAACAUGAGGUUGGAAAACAUAUCAUGUUUUAAAACUUCCAUUUCUGAGGUGCCUGGGCGGCUGCGUUGAUUGGGUGUCUGACUGUUGGUUUCAUGAUCUCAGGGUCCUGGGAUCAAGUCCUAUGUUUCUGGCUUGGAGCUCAGAAAGGAUUCUCCUUGUCCCUCCCCCUCCUUUUGCUCCUCCUCCCCACUCACACACAUUCUCUCGCUCUCAAAUAAAUAAAAAUCUAAAGAUAAAAUCUUAUGUUUCUUUCUCUUUGCAUCAUAAUCUUUUCCUUAGUCUAUGUCCUUUAUGAUUUUGUUCAUUGCAAAAGAACGUAGAACUAUAGUGCUCACAGGAACCCCAGAGAUCAUGUAACUUAAACUUUCAAUUUGUAGGAAACUGCAGAUCAGGCUGCCUUGGCUCAUUUCUUGGCUCUACUACUAACUUUGGACAAGUUUCUCAAUUGUUUGGACCUCAGUUUCCUCCUCUGUAAAAUGGGAAUAAAAAUAUUAUCAAUGUUUUAGGAAUGUUGGAAAAUCCAAGGAGGUAAAGUUUUUAGUACUGUGCCUGACACACCAUAAGAACUCCACAUAUUAUUAAUCAUUAUUGUCAUAAUAAACUGCUAAAUAGGAAUCUUAGGUGGCUUAGUUUGGGCUUUAGACAUAAAAAAGAAUUAUAAAGAAUUAUAAAUCUCUUUUCUGAGCUCCUAUUAUUUUCUUCCCUUCAUCUCUCUCUUCGUUUAAAGCCAAUCACAUGAUUACAUAUUUCUCUUUUUCAGUUAAAGAUAUUCUCAGCAUUUCACCCAUUACAACAUUUGUAAGGACUUCCUGAAUAGAAAAUUUCAAAUUUAGUAGUUCCUUUUAAUUGUUUAUGACACUUUCAGAUGGCAUUUUUCCUGUAAAGUUGAGUAAUCUCACAGAAGCAGAUUUUUUUUUCCAGUUACAAUAAUGCAUCUCACUUCCCAGCAUAAAUGGGUUAAGUGCCACCCGUCUUGGGUUUUGCUUAAAAGCAAAGAGAAAGCUUCCAGACAACCAGAGAGGAAAUACACAUCUCUAGAUAAAUUCCAAAUUCCCUCUCUGUCCUGACUUGUGCUGUAGGGAACAGAGCACCUUUGAUGGGGAUCCUUUGAACCAGCAGGACAUCUGGACACCACAGGGAGUUCUCUUCUCAGCCUUCCUGCAUUAACUUGGGGAUGAUGUGGGCCAAGGUACUAUGGAUGCUCCUUCUACUCUGUAAACUCAGCCUGGCAGUUCUGCCAGCUAAGCCUGAGAACAUUUCCUGUAUCUUCUACUAUGAGGAAAAUUUUACUUGCACCUGGAGUCCAGAGAAAGAAGCCAGUUAUACAUGGUACAAAGUGAAGAGAACUUACUCUUAUGGAUAUAAAAGUGAUAUUUGCUCAACUGAUAAUUCUACAAGGGGAAAUCAUGCUUCUUGCUCCUUUCUUCCUCCAACAAUAACAAACCCAGAUAAUUACACCAUUCAAGUAGAAGCUCAAAAUGCAGAUGGUAUAAUGAAAUCUGAUAUAACAUAUUGGAACUUAGAUGCCAUAAUGAAAAUUGAACCACCUGAGAUUUUCAGUGUGAAAUCAGUUUUGGGCAUCAAACGAAUGCUUCAAAUAAAAUGGAUAAGGCCUGUGUUGGCUCCUCAUUCAUCUACUUUAAAAUACACUCUUCGAUUCAGAACAAUAAAUAGUGCCUACUGGAUGGAAGUCAACUUCACCAAAGAAGAUAUUGAUAGAGAUGAGACCUACAACCUCACAGAGCUACAGGCUUUUACAGAGUACGUCAUGACUCUGCGAUGUGCCCCGGCGGAGUCUAUGUUCUGGAGUGGCUGGAGCCAAGAGAAAGUGGGAACAACUGAGGAAGAAGCUCCAUAUGGCCUGGAUCUGUGGAGAGUCCUGAAGCCAGCCAUGGUUGAUGGAAGAAGGCCAGUGCAGUUGAUGUGGAAGAAAGCAACUGGAGCCCCAGUCCUGGAGAAGGCACUUGGCUACAACAUAUGGUACUUUCCAGAAAACAACACUAAUCUCACAGAGACAGUGAACACCACUAACCAGACACAUGAACUGUAUCUGGGAGGCAAGACCUAUUGGGUGUAUGUGGUUUCUUAUAAUUCUCUUGGAGAAUCUCCGGUGGCUACCCUGAGGAUUCCAGCUCUUAAUGAAAAGACAUUUCAGUGCAUUGAGGCCAUGCAGGCCUGCCUCACUCAGGACCAGCUGGUGGUGGAAUGGCAAAGCUCUGCUCCAGAGGUGGACACAUGGAUGGUUGAGUGGUUCCCAGAUGUGGACUCAGAGCCCUCCAGUUUUUCCUGGGAAUCUGUGUCUCAGGCCAGGAACUGGACAAUCCAGAAAGAUGAAUUAAAACCCUUAUGGUGCUAUAACAUCUCUGUGUAUCCAGUGUUGCGAGACCGAGUGGGUCAGCCAUAUUCCACCCAGGCUUACGUCCAAGAAGGCAUUCCAUCAGCAGGUCCUGUGACCCAGGCAGACAGCAUUGGUGUGAAGACAGUCACAAUCACAUGGAAAGAGAUUCCCAAGAGUAAGAGAAAUGGUUUUAUCAAAAACUACACCAUAUUUUACCAAGCUGAAGAUGGAAAGGAAUUUUCCAAGACAGUCAAUUCCAACAUCCUGCAGUACAGACUGGAGUCCCUGACACGAAGAACCUCUUAUAGUCUCCAAGUCAUGGCCAGCACCAAUGCUGGGGGAACUAAUGGCACCAAGAUAAACUUCAAGACAUUAUCCAUUAGUGUCCUUGAGAUUUUCUUCAUAACUUCUUUGGUUGGAGGUGGCUUUCUCAUUCUCAUCAUGUUGACAGUGGCAUAUGGUCUCAAAAAACCCAACAAAUUGAAGCACUUAUGCUGGCCUGAUGUCCCCAACCCUGCUGAAAGCAGUAUAGCCACAUGGCGUGGAGAUGAUUUCAAGGAUAAGCUAAAUCUGAAGGAGUCUGAUGACCCUGUGAACAUGGAAGAAGAUCAGGUUCUAAAACCAUACUCUGCCCCCACUGACUUUAUUGACAAGUUGGUGGUGAACUUUGAGAAUUUUUUGGAAGAGGUUUCCACAGAGGAACUUGGAAAGAGUCAGGAAAACAUUUUGAAAGAGGAAAAGAAUAAGCAUGUGACUUCUCCAUAUUGCCUUCAUCAUCCUCCCAUUUCAACCGAGAUUCCACAGAGAAAACCCCAGCAGCUGUGUUCUAGAAUACCAGAGGGGACCUGCUCAGAAACCAAAGAGCAACUUUUCUCUUCUGUUCAGAGUUUAGGGCCAGACCAUCUCUGUGAGGAAGGAGAACCAAAUCCAUACUUGAAAAAUUCAGUGACAACCAGAGAAUUUGUCUGUCUGAAAAACUUCAAGACCAAGCCUAAAGAGAAGUUUAGUGUUGCUGUGGCUUGAAUCUCUAUGGGUCUCAGUGUGGGUGACUCUUGCAGAGAGAAUGUAUCAUGACUUGCCAGAAGAGCUUCUUUGGCUGUCUCCCCACCCUUGCUUGUGUUAGAGAAACUCUCACAUACCCCCAAGGGGCUUCUUGAGCUUGGUUGGCACAGACAUGUAACUUGCCUGAGAAGGGGUGAUGAUAUGUCUGAGCACGUUGCCCAGGAAAAAGCAGUUUAUUUUUUUCAAUUUCACCCUGAGGCCUCUGAAACUGACUUUAAGGAACAGUGGGGCUUCUAAGAUGGAUAUAUCUGGCCUUCCCUAGGAAUGAGGUCAUUGUCACAGCUUUUGCUGGAGCUACUCCUCAGAGUUCCAGCAGACUUUCCCAGUUGUAAGAGGACAGAGGUCUGGUAGGAAGUGAGAGUCUCUCCUUAUACCUUGAUCUCCCCUGAGCUCUGGCCUCCACCUCCAAGGCAGCACUGAAAUCUCACUUUUGAGAUUUUGUUUGUCCCUCAAUAUAGAGGUAGGGGAAAUGGAGUGGCCUUUCCUGAUGGUGUGCCUGCCUGAGGUUUCUUAUUAACCUCAUAACAUCUCAAGUGUUCUGCAGCAGUACCUCCACUCAGGAUUCUUGCCAGUAGCUCACAGCACAUUGGCUGCUGGUUAAUCAAGGAAUGUGGGGAGGUCUCAGCAGGGCACUGGGGAGUAGACUCUAGGCUGGGCCAGAAGGUCCACCCCAAUCUUAACAUUGCCCAGCCCUGGAAACAAUUCCUGGAGGCCUUUGCUGCCACUUUCUCUUGCACCCAAGCCUGGGAGUAGGAAGGCACCAAACACUGCCUGCUUUUAGACAGCGACUCUGGGCCCUCACACUGGCUCGAGCCUGGGAAUGCUUCCUGAGCACAACCUUCAGGGCCUCUUCCCGGAACGACCUGAGUAGGGUGUGGAAACAUGCUGCUAAAAUUUUGCUGCUCCGUCACCAGGACUCCUCUCUCCUUUGCCUUGGCUGAACACAGAACUUAUGAUAGUCAAGGGAGCCUUUAGGCCAAGUGCUAAGGGCAGGCAGGAUUCAGUUGUCAAGACCUGGCAUCUUGACCCCAGUGGUGCCAGACGACUUCCUAGUGUGGGCUUUGAUUCAUCUGGUGGUUCAGGGAGGUGGCAAGAGCCUGGUGAGAUCGGGGGAGGCCAGGCAACAAGCGAGCAGCCAAGGGGCUGUGAAUCUGGCAUUUACCGGCCAGAAAGGCUGACGGUAUUUUUUUUUUAUAAGAGAGCAUAAGAAGUCAGUACUUAGGUAGCAGGCAUGCACUUCACAAGCCACCAGUUCAGAUGUGCAAAAAUAUCACUUUACUUUCCAGGAUGCUGGAAUUAUAACUGAAAUUAAUUUCUGGCCCAAGCCCUUGAUAUUUGGAAAUAACCAAUUUGGUGAUUUUUGAGUGGCUUUGGGUUUGAACUCAGUCACAUUCAGGAUUUUGACUCCCCUGUCCAACCUGGGGCUGAUUGUGAGUGCCACAGGGUUAUUCAGUGGGACCGCAGGGUUUUCUCUCCCGUUUGGUGUCUGCCUAACUCUGGUCUGGGGAUGUGCCUAUGCCCCCACCUGUUGGGUCACCUGCUGCUUUCCUCAGCCAAUUGCUGCAUCCUUACCCUGGGCACAAGCAGAUAGUGCUGUUCUCCAUGAGUUUUCUCCUCAUGAAAUCUCCAGUGUCUGCAGCACCCUUCCACACACUACGCUGCCCCCCACCUGGAACUCUUCACGCCUAGUGUACUGAACAGUGGCUGCUGAGAAGGCAAGGAGUGAGGGAGGCCUGGGGCAGGAGGCCUCACUGGGGAACCUGCCCCUUUGUACUGGGAGUAGAACAGAGCCAAACAAAAGGGAUACCCCAGAUCCAGCUGUGGUAGGCUCUCUCUGCUAUCUUCCCACCCUAUCUGUGGUGACUCAGGCACUUCUAUGGACCCCUGCCCUCCAGAGUUUCAGAUGGAGACCUUUCCACCUGUGCCUUUGGACUUGUGCACUUAUAGGGAGACGCUGGCCUUGUACCCCACAACUGUCCUCUUUCCCGUGGCCAUCUGCCCACUCCCACUGAGAGAUCUUCACAAAUUUUGUAGGGGCAAAGUGGAGGAGGAGGGGAGUGCCUGGAAUGAGUUCCCCUAAUCUUGUCUGUUUCACACCUAGAUGAGAUUUUUUUUUAAUGUUUGUUUAAAUUCAGUUUGCCAAUAUACAGUACAAUACCCAGUGUUUUGUUUUUUUUUUUCCAAGACUUUUAAAAUUUAUUAGAGCAAGUGAGCACAAGCAGGGGGAGCAGCAGAGGGAGAGGGAGAAGCAGGCUCUCUGCUGAGCAGGGAGCCCAAUGCGGGGCUUGAUCCCAGGACCCUGGGAUUAUGACCUGAACUGACGGGAGAUGCCCCUGGAUGAAGUUUUUUAACCUAAAACUCAAGAAUGAGAUGUCUGAGGAGAAAGGAGAGGCCCCAGAUGGCUCCUGUGAGUGGGUCUCAGAGACGAAGACAUUCCCCUCUGCUCCUCCUCCCUUAUUCAUUAAAGCCUGAAGUGUCUUCUGGUGGACAGUUGGCAUAUGCCACGCUCCUGGUCCUUCCUCUGCUUCAUGCCUCCCUCCCUUCUUGCCUCCUGUCUUUGGCUUUCCUGUCUCUCCCAGGAGCUGUUCAUAUUUUUAACAGUUACUCUUUCUUUCUUUCUUUUUUUAAAAUGCAUUUUAUUUAAAUUCAGUUUUUUCUUUCUUCUAUCUUCUCUUUUUUUCUUCCUUUUCCACUAGCCUCCUUUUAUCAUUUUUCAUACUGACUUUUGCUGUCUUGAGGGCUAGGGAAACGGGCUCUUUGUUGUGUUCUAGAUGGCCUGAGAUAGGUCAUGGGAGUCAGUGUUUCCUGCCAUAAGGGGAGCAGGAACCCCAAAAGCUUCUUCAGCAGGCCACACACUGCUCUCCAGAGCAGAUUCAUAGGACGCAGGCCUAAAAGCUACAAGGCCACAGUGGCCUUUCUUUCCUUGGAUUGAGUCACAAAUUGUCCCCACUCCCAGCCUCCUGGGCUGACUCUGGCCUGAAAAAGCCAUCUGCAUUUUCUCUGUUAUAUCAAAGAGACAGAACACAAGCAGGAAAACUUGUGUUUCAGUAAGGUCAUUAAAAACUGUUAACAUUCCCAAUGAAGUUUUCUGGGGCUCUGGGAAUCAUGUAAACCGCUAUGUCCGUGCCUUAUUAAUGGCUUUUCUAAUAAUGCCAGAAAAUGUUAAAAGAUUGGCAGAAAAGCCACUGUGUGGCUGGGGAAAAAAAAAAAAAAAGUGAUACUCUCAUUGUGGUUUUUCUGGAGGCAGCAAAAACCACACCCAGUACAGACACUAUGGGGCCGGGAGGUAGGUUUUGAAAAGAGACAGCAGAUGGGGAGAGGGAGUUGGGAACGGAGAGGCAUCUGGUGUGGGUCGCAAGAUGCCCACUGCUGUUCCUCCCUUGUGUGGAGGAAGCCUGUGCCCGGCUGCCCAGACACCCUGAGGGCUUUCUAGCACCCUCUCCUGGCACACCCCUAGUUGUUGCCUACUGUCUGCAGAUUGGCCCUCGGGCUAAAGCUGGGCCUUGUUUUUCUAAGGCCCAUGACCCAGAAAUGAUGUUGAUAUUUUUAAAGGCUGGAUAACAAAACCAAAGGAAAAAUAAUGUUUAAUGACAUGUGAAAAUUGUAUGGAAUUCUAAUUUCAGGGUCCAUAAAUAAAGUUUAAUUGGAAAAGAGCCAUGCCCAUCCUUUACGUAUCCUCCGUGUCAGCUUUCCUCCCACAAAGGCAGACCUGAGUUAGUUGUGAGAGAGAAUUUCUCCCACAAAGCCUAAAAUAUUCACCACCUGGCCCCGUACAGGUAAAGUUCGCUCACCGCUGGGUAGCCCACAGACAGGAGGCUCGGACCGCACAGUGUUGGCCCACAGAACGUUUUAACUUUGAAUUAGCUGCUAAUUAAACAAAAUGGUCAUGAUCAUUCUGGAUUUCUGAGCAGGGGCUGCUUCUGUAGGAAGGGCACACACUCUGCUCCCAGCCCAGGCUUCAUAACUGCCCACAGCUCAGGUGGAGAGUUGGUGGUUGCCUAUCACUCACCCCAGUGGUUCUUGAUACAGUUUAUUUGGUUUCCCUCCAACUCAAGGUAUUUGGCAAUGCCUUGAGGUAUUUUGGGGAGUGUGCUGCUGGCAUCUAGUGGGUAGGAGUGAGCAAUGCUGGUAGAGACCCUGCAAUGCACCAAAUAGCCUCCACAACAAAGAAUUAUCUGGCCCAAAACCUCAGUAGUGUUGAGAUUUAGAAAUCCAGGUGGAGCUACCUCUGCCCGCUUGCACGGGUGCUACUCAUUGUCCAUAGCUGAUCCCCUCCCCGCUUUUUGAAUUUAAAAUUUGUUUUGGACUCUCCUGUAACAAUACCACCAUCAACAACAAAAAUCUCUAAACACCAAUAAUUUGUAUCAUUUUUUUGUCCCUUCCUGAUAUGAUCUGUGUGUACUUAUAUACGUGUUCAUCUCACUGCGUGUUAUAUAUUGAUUCUAUUGUAUUUUACCUUUACUUUCACUUACUAUUUCAUGUUUAAAAUUUCACGCGGGAACAUAGUCCAUCAUGGUAGCAUUAUGAAUGGGCACUCAGGACUCCACGGUGUCCCUGCAUACUAUGGCUUGCUAAGGCCCCGUAUUUGAUAGGAUUGUUUUAAACAUCAUCUUUGUAUAGAGAGCAACUUCAGUAGAUGUUGUUCUUUGCACACUUCCCUUUCCUACCUUUGUCCUAAUUCCUCGGGGGCUCUUUCUUAAGGUAGAUUUACUGGAUCAAACUUUUAUAGUUGUUGUCACCUAUUGCAUAACUCUGUUCCCCAAGAAAGCUACAAUGGUUUGCAAUAUCGCCUGGGGUAUCUGGGGUAUCCUUUGACUUUGCUAUUGAUAAUCAACCAUUUACUGCUGUACACUGGAUUUUGUCAAUUUAUUGGAUAUGGUUAAUGACACUUCAUAGUUAUUUGUGUUAAGUCAUUGUGAAGACAAAGUUUUCCCGUGUGUAUUUUACAGUCUGCUUGUCCACCUGCUGACAUUACAGAAUGUUCUACCUCCAAGCCAUUGGGGCAUUGAGAGACCAGCUGAGCUGCUAGGCAUUUGAAGCCCUCAGCCAAACUUUACAACAAUGGGUUGACUUUGUCAUUUGGUUGACUACUUAAAAUAAUGUGGGUUUUGUAGGGCAUUCAAAAGGAAAUUUCACACUGAUGUGUUUCCUAUUAGUGACAAGGCCUAUUUGUAAUUGUAAUACGGGACAUUAUCUGUGUCUUGUGCUUUUGGGGGGUGGACCAAGUAUGACAAUGCCAUUAGCAGUUCUUGUCAUGUUGCAGCUUUUACUCAACGCUGGGGUCAGCGGGGAGCGAGUUUGCUCAGAAGCGCAAACUGCCCCAGUCCAUGUUGGUGAAAGCCUGGAGGUGCAUGGCCCUUGCUGCUGAGAAUGGUGUGAGAGAAGGCAAGGGGAGGAAGCCCACGAGAGUGCAAAGGCAGCAGUCACAAGCCUCAGAUGGUCAUUCAAGGGAAUCUAGGCGCACAUACUACCGAUUUCAUUUUUAGGAACGGGAUUCUCUGUUCUGCCCAACCUCACUGUGUGUGUGAGCUAAAAUGCCAGGAAAGUAGCCUGCGGCCUGGACUUUGAAAUAGAAGUCAAAAUGGGCGAAGCAGAAUGGACACGCAGAAUGUUCUGAAUGAUUGUAAUGCAGAAGGCCGGACCUGUGUGCCAAGAGGACCACUCUCUCUAGGCUCUGCAUGCUGUCUUUCCCACGUAUUGUUCAGAAAUCGAUACCGUAUGUAAUGCAUGUGUGUGACAGUUCGUCCUCCUAAGCAGAGUAUGAAAAGGGGGUGCUAUAAUUCGAAUAGCCUUUAAAAUCCUUUACGGUAAGCACAUCUGUAUUUCAAUCUUUCAGGCAAUAAAACUGUAAUAACAUUUUCAUGUAAA
This is a messenger RNA of Canis lupus familiaris (dog), 10872 nucleotides long. It is a transcript of the gene IL31RA, whose product is annotated as interleukin 31 receptor A. The transcript is spliced from 15 exons. The record is from RefSeq and is a predicted model, not a curated record. Gene Ontology annotation, cellular component: external side of plasma membrane; signaling receptor complex. Gene Ontology annotation, biological process: cytokine-mediated signaling pathway. Bases 2779 to 4965 code for a protein of 728 amino acids. Lineage: Eukaryota; Metazoa; Chordata; Mammalia; Carnivora; Canidae. Gene Ontology annotation, molecular function: cytokine receptor activity; cytokine binding.